Molecule: messenger RNA, 899 nt
Organism: Astrephomene gubernaculifera
Lineage: Eukaryota; Viridiplantae; Chlorophyta; Chlorophyceae; Chlamydomonadales; Astrephomenaceae
Source: the annotation of a GenBank genome assembly
CGGGACAUCAUUGCGCUCGCGUCGUCGCCAGCCUCGACACCGGGCAGUGGCGACGGUAGCGGCAACCCGCUGUUUCCGCUGCUGAAGGCUGCCGUACGCUGCCUGAACGCCUGGGUGCGGUUAGACGACAGCGGCGCAUCCGGCUGCGGGGUGUCCCCAGCGGAGUUGGAGGCCCUCUCGCCAGGCAUCCUGUCCUGCCUGCUGCACCUGCUCGCGCCGCCGCCGGCUGCUGCCGUUGUACGACAGAGCGACGCCGAGGCGGUUGCUGCCGUACGCACGGCGGUAGCGGAUCUCCUGACGGAUCUGAUUGGAUCCAGCGGUAAGACCUGUACGGCAGCCGCCGGAGGGGAAGCCGCCGACGCUGCUGCCGUGACGGUUGUCGUACAGCAACUCGUACCGGUGGGCCGUCAGGCUGCUGAGUCGCUCGGGGCUGCGACCUCCGCCGGGAGCAGUGAGGCUACUGCUGCGGGUGCUGCUGCUGUUACGGUUGCGUUGAGUGGGGUGGUAGCGGCUGUGCGGGUGGCGGUGGCGGUGGCUGAGCGCAACCCGGGGGGGGUGGCCACGGGUCCGGGGGAGGCGGCGGUGGAGCUGGCGAGCAUGGUGGUGGCGGCGGUGGCGGCCAGCCCCUCCCGUCGCGAGGUGACGGGCGAGGCGUGCGACUUCUUCCUUGCGAUCAACUCCGUGCCCAGCGCGGAGCGGCACCCCGCGCUGUGCGCCCCGCUGUUCGGCGCGCUGCUGCCGCUGCUGGCGGGCGGGGUGGCGUACCCGGCGGGGUUCCGCGGCUGGGAGGAGGAGGUGGAGGAGGACGAGGAGGCGUGGGCCAUGUUCCGGGAGCAGCAGGCGGCCGAGCUGUUGGAAAACAUGUACGGGCAGUGCCGUACGGCCCUGGUGGCGCAGCU